CCUCUGAUGUUGAAAGAAAAGCAUGAAAGAAAAGCAUGGUCUUUACCCUCAAUUGAAGAGUUUAACAAAAUCUAUUCUGGGUUGUUUUUUGCAAGAUUCCUCAGUCUAGACAUGCUUCUUGUGACAACUCCUCUUCUUGGGGUAAUGCACUCCCCCAUUACUGUAUCAUCUAAUGAUCCUAGUAUGUCUUCAAGUGCACAAUCAUUGGGAUCUCCAAGAGGGUGCGUUAGAAUAUCACGGAUUCUUGUAACUGGGAUAUCAUCAAAUGACCCCGAAGCAGUGUUUGUGCUGUUGCCAGAAGGCAUGUUGAGCUCCACAAAUCCAGAUUUUCCCCCAGGUCUACCUCCAUUAGCAGACUCUUCUUCACCGAGCAAUUUAGCAGCAAUUUCUUCCCAGGAAUAUGGAAACCCCAGUUGGAAACGGUCACAAAUCUGCUCAAAGCGACAGUCUUGGUUUUGAGUUAGAAAAUCAACAAAUGAAGUUGAAUGCAACUAGGGCAAGUCAUCUCUCUCUAUCUAAGAAACUGCAUCCAAAUUGAUUUUCCUUCUUUACAAUGCAUAGAUACUGAGCACAUAGAAGCUCUCAAUCAAAGAAAACAGAGUUUCUCAUGAGAAAACACUUACACAAGCAAGUGGGAACAACAAUUAACAGAUAUACACAGUAGGGUCAAUAUAUCUGCAUCACAAAU
Molecule: messenger RNA, 688 nt
Organism: Populus euphratica (Euphrates poplar)
Lineage: Eukaryota; Viridiplantae; Streptophyta; Magnoliopsida; Malpighiales; Salicaceae
Exons: 2
Coding region: 7-459 (150 amino acids)
Source: RefSeq, a predicted model, not a curated record